CAGUUCUGCUCGAACAUGGCGAAAGCAGUGAUUUGUGUGCUUCUCGCAUCUCUGUUUACCCUCUGUAGAUCUGUUCCAGUGGCUUUUCAUGGUGGCUCAGAUGCUCACUGUCCUCUGACGGUGAAAAUCCUGGACGCUGUUAAAGGGACGCCUGCUGGAAAUAUAGCUCUGGAUCUGUUUCGUCAAGAUCAAGGUGGGACAUGGGAAAAGAUUGCCAGUGGGAAAGUGGACAUGACUGGUGAAGUGCACAACUUGAUCACGGAGCAGGAGUUCACUCCUGGUGUGUAUCGGGUGGAGUUUGACACUUUAACCUACUGGAAGGCGGAGGGUCGCACACCUUUCCACCAGCUGGCCGAUGUGGUGUUUGAGGCUCAUGCAGAGGGACAUCGUCAUUACACACUGGCUCUCCUUCUGAGCCCUUUCUCAUACACCACGACGGCUGUGGUCGUCAAGGCACAUGACUGACAUCAUGAAACUUCUUUGAAAGAUGGUCCACAUCAACAGCUUUAAACCAAAUACAGUACAUCCAGAGUUCACGAUUAACUCCUUGCAAUAACUAAGUCACUUGAUUGCCAUUUCAUUAAGUAUUUAUGUAGGUAUUUGUGGUAACUUUUUGAUAGCUUUAAACAAGUUAUCACACCUGGUUUUCAUAAAACCAUUUACAAGUGGGAGACGCUAGUUAUGUUUCCAUCCAAAGAUACAAAUUUGACUUGUGCAAAACUGGAAUAUCAUAUAAAACAUUUGUGAAUAAAGCACCAUUUCGAUCCAAUGAGCAAAA
This is a messenger RNA of Danio aesculapii, 778 nucleotides long. RefSeq names its product transthyretin (prealbumin, amyloidosis type I) (gene ttr). NCBI's taxonomy places the organism in Eukaryota, Metazoa, Chordata, Actinopteri, Cypriniformes, Danionidae. Gene Ontology annotation, biological process: purine nucleobase metabolic process. The transcript is spliced from 4 exons. Bases 16 to 465 code for a protein of 149 amino acids. The record is from RefSeq and is a predicted model, not a curated record.